Trametes versicolor FP-101664 SS1 is the source of this 1107-nucleotide messenger RNA. RefSeq lists its product as uncharacterized. The record is from RefSeq and is a predicted model, not a curated record. NCBI's taxonomy places the organism in Eukaryota, Fungi, Basidiomycota, Agaricomycetes, Polyporales, Polyporaceae. The transcript is spliced from 2 exons. The coding region runs from base 1 to 1107 and encodes 368 amino acids.
AUGAGCUCUUCCAUCCCGUCCAUCACAUACGACAACGACUUCGACGUCGCUGCCCUGUUGUUUGCCGUGGGGGCGCUCGACGUUCCCGGAAUCGCCGUCGCUGCAGCCGACCUGGAUCGACUGGGAAAAUACCUCGGUACAACCGGGAAACUAUACGCAAUAUGUGCACAUGCGAACGCACUCCUCGAUCCCGCUCCGGAUGCCCCGCUCGCACCUCCGGCGGAACCUUCAUCGUCGGCUCCAGCGCCCGCCCUCCCCGUCCACGUCUCCGCCUUGCCCAUCCCCGCCCUUCCCGUCCCCGCCUCCCCCGUUCCUGCCUCCCCCGCCCCGGCCCUCCCCCUCCCCGCCCCCUCCGCCCUGGCCUUCCCCAGCCCCAGCCCUUUUUCUGCGCUGCCCUUGCCCCCGGCGCAGUACAUGCCGGCGUCGGGCGUGUGGGGACACCCGGCUCAGCCCACCGUGUUCCUGCCAUGGCCACCGGUACCAUGCCCCAGCCAAUUCGCGCCCGCGCUCAACGCUCAUCCUGUUGCGCGCUACUCCGCCGCGCCCCACCCUUACCACGCCGCCCGAACCCACACCCCUGCAUAUGCCCCCGCGACGACAGUCGCGCCAAUUUCACACACGCUCGCUGCGACACAACCUGUCGCCUCGUCCUCGUCUUCGUCUUCGUCUCUGUCCGCGCCGCAUCCCCCGUCUGCCAAGACGCUAGGGAAGCGCAAGGCUGCGGCAGAGCCAGACGCGCCCGCCCCCCAGGACAAGAAGUCGCGCACGACGCCGGCGCGCGUGGAGGAUGAGGUGAAGUGCCAGUGGGAGGGCUGCAACACUGGAAUUGUGGCCGGUGAUUACCGCAAGCACCUUCUCGCGAAACACUGGCCGGACGUCACGGCGGUGGACCACGUGAAGGGGCGGCAGGUGUGCAAGUGGGUGGGGGACUGCAAGGCUAGGCAGGACCCGAAGACGAAGGACGGCUUAUCUGAUCUAACCGGCCUGUUCAAGCACUUGAUGGACAGCCAUUUCGGGGCCAGGAAUCAACCGUGCGGAACCUGUAAUAAGAGGAUGCGGCCCGAUGCUCUGAAGAAACACGAGGCGAUAUGUGGCAAGAAGUCAUAA